CCCUGUCAUGUUGCUGCUGCUGAGUGGUUAAUAGUAGUUUUCCCCGUCGCCAAAUUGUUAUGUACUCGUCUCUAAAUUAUUGUUAUGGACUGGCCGAGAAUUUAAUAGUCCUGACACAAGAAGGCGGAAAUCAGAAGACCACUAGGUUUGCGAUGAUACUUCUAUUUCCAAACACAAGGAGAAUGCAAAAGUGGUAUCACACCAAAAUAACGUUCACGUCAACAACGAGAAGUUGUUUCAUCUGCUUGUAGUCCAAACAAUGAUGCUAAUACAAAAAUAUCGACGUUCUCCUGUGAAAUUCCCUCUUGUUCUCCGUCUUUAUCUACUUCUCCUUCUCCGUCGAUUGGCAGCAGUAAUACAUCAGAAUAUAAUAUAGAAACUAUGAAUAACAUUCGAAGGAAUUAUUGGUUGUUACGUCAGAAUGGUGGUCGAACAACCACUACUUCUACUAAUAAUAAUUCGAAUAACACUAGUAGACGUUUAAGACUACAAUUUAAGCGUAAAUCUUAUGCUGAUUUCCAGAAAACGAGGAUGCCUACAACCUCGUUCACCGAUAAUUAUAGAGUGAAUCCAAUGAAAAUUAAACGAUUUAUAUGUCAUUGUUGUUCAGCUGUAUUUCGAUUGUCAUCUAGAUUACGAGUGCAUUAUUUAUUUCAACAUGGUCAUAUACCAGAAAGUUUAGGUGGGCUAUCUCCAAGACCAAAUGAAACUGUGAUCAAUUGUGAAUGGAAUCAAUCUUCCCAGGAGAAUAUUAAUGAUAAGAAUAAUGAUAAAAGCGAACGUACUUCUGCUACUACCACUAAUAAUAAUACUAACACUACUGACAAUAAAAGCGAGUCUAAUCAAUUAUCAACACAAGAUAAUGUGAAUAUGAGUACUACUACUCCCAUAGAGGCUGUUGUCACUGGUCAUACUACUCUUGCGUCAUCGUCAUCAUCAUCCAAUAUGCUGAAUGUAUCAGAACUGAAUUCCAUAUAUUUGAAUACAAGAAAUAGGAAACGUAAAGUGGUUACUGGGAACAAUAAUAUUGAUAGUACUGAUUCUACAGCUUGUACUACUGCUACUACUACAGUUCGAAGCUGUCGACGUACAAAGAAAUCAAUGAACGAUAUCACCAAUCAAAAUGGUCGUAAUAGCAGAUCUAAAGAUUUGUUUUCACAAGACUUAACAACUGAUAACAAUGAAAUUGACCAAAUGAUAUCAGGUGAAAAUUUAUCUUUAAAAACACGUCAUUAUUGUCCAGAAUGUGAUAUCACUUUUGCAAAAUCAUUUAACUUGAAACGUCAUGAAAGUAUAAUACAUCGUCGGGAAUAUCGUUAUUUCUGUGGUUAUUGUGAAUUUCGUACUGGACAGCAUUUAGCCUAUGAAGAACACCUGGCAAGACAUUUCAAUGUUAAACAAUUUGUUUGUGAAAUAUGUGAUUCACGUUUUACUAAUAAACGUGAAUUAGAUGAUCAUGUUGCAUUUAAACAUUCAACUGAACGUAAUUUUGUCUGUUCUGAAUGUGAUCAAAGAUUUAAGACUUCUGGUACCCUCUGGAGACAUAAAAAAAUUCACGAGAAACGUGUCUAUCAUAUCUGUUCAAUAUGUUCAGCUUCAUUCACUCGCUUAUCAAAUUUGAAUCGGCAUUAUUCUCGUACGCAUAAACGUCAACAAAAAGCGUCAAAUAAUAAUCAGACAAAUGAGACAGAAAUAUUAAUAGCGUCGAAGAAUUCUAAACGAUCGUCAAAAAAUCGUCGGACAAAAGUUUCGUCAACAACAUCAGCAGUCCAUAAAAAAUCUUCACGUGGGAAAAAUUCAACACAUCCGGGUACUUGUAUUAUCAAUGAUAAUAAUAAUAAUAAUAAUAAUAAUAAUCGAAGCACUGUUGUUAUACCUGUUGAUGAAGAGGAUUCACCAGGUGUACUCAAUUCUGUAGUACAUGAAGAUAUAGCAUAUGAACAGACUAUUGGAGAGGUGAUUCCUGUGGAAAUUACACCACAAAUCCCCAAUGAUAAUUGUUCGUCAAGUCAUCAAACAUUGGUAGAUAUCUUUGACGAUCCUCAUCAUGAUCCUGAUCAUACAAGCCUUUCAGAAUUGAUCAAUCUCACUGAAGCUGAUCUCAAUGAUAAUGAUGUUGUAUUGGUAGAUCAAUCAGUGGCGUCUUCGUCUUCAGCCCCAGCGUCGUCCUCGUCUUCAUCAUCAGCGCUAUCUGUGGUAACAACAUCAGCGACUGUUUUACCAUCAUCAUCAUCAUCAACAACAACAAGAGGAUGUGCCGAGGAUCUUACAAUGACAACAGAAUGUUCACUCUUGUCAGCUAGCAAUAUCACCGCUUAUCAAACAGUCAAUCUACCAGAUAAUACUGCUGUAUACAUGUUAAAUUUUACUGAUUUAAAUGCUGGUGGACAUGGAUUCUAUGAAUCAACUUGUACAAAUUUAAUUCAUGAGAAUAAUGAUGCUGAUGACGGCUCACAUCAACAUACAAUGAUGAUAUCAGUACCCGAUUCUGUAUAUCAUCCUCAUCUUCAAGCUGCAGGAUUUGUCGAUGGACCGUCAGUACCUUCUUCUUUGUCAUCAACAUCAACAUCAGUUGGAACAAUCGGUUCUUUACCUUCAUCAUCAUCAUCGUCGUCGAUUUUAUCGCCUGCAUUAGCGUCAGUAUCCGGUGGAACUAUAUCAAUACACCCGAAUUUUUUACUCCCCAUUCAAUUGACAACUACAUCACCCUAUUCGUCGAAAUCGUCGACUGUACUGAAUAAUAAUGACUGUAAUACUUCUGACAAUAAUGGCAGUGGAGUCGUUGGUCAUGAUGUUGUUACUGUUGCAUCGAAUAACAGUCAUCCCCAUCAUCAACAUCCAUGGUCAACUGUUAUCUCAUGUCAUCCAGAGCCUAGUCUAUGCUAUUUGAUUACAGCAACGGAGCCUAUUGAUAGUGACAUUUCAUUUGAAGUCGACGAAGAGACCAAUACCGCCACUACUACCACUAAUAAUAAUAAUAUUCAUACGAAUAGUAAUACUAAUGAUUCAAAUCCUACUAGUACGCUUACUGUUACGACUACUAAUCACAGUAGUAAUGCAAAAGAAGAAGAGGAAGAUAUCAGCAGUGUAAACAGACCAUCGUCAUCAUCAUCGCAUUCUUUGGAUAUGACUGUACACAAACAAUCCUUGGCGUCAAUGGAUAUUUUAAAUUCCAUCCAGACUGAUGUUCAUUCUAUUAAUAAUCUACAUGAAAUGGAUUUCAAAUCUCCACAAAUUGUAUUUAAUGAAAAUUGUCUAUUCUAUGAAUCAUGUCCAUCAACAACAACGGUGGAAUCGUCCUCGUCAGGACUAUCAUCUGCAGUGUCGUCGACUUCACUGCAUUUUUCAACAUUUUGUCCAUCUACUACUACUACUGCUACAACUGCCACGACAAUAUGGCGUCCAAUUGAUGAUUCAAUUGAUCUAGAAAGUGUUGUUGAACAUCAUGAGCAAAAACAACAUGAUGACGAAGAACGCCGCCUACGUCACCACCCCCAGCAACAACAACCACGAAAUCGUCAUCAUACUUAUCAGAUUCCUGUUGUUCCACAUUGUUCUACUGCCAUGUCAACUGUUACGACUACUACGAGUACAACUGCAGCUAAUGAGACAUCGUUUCCUUUUUCUAACGCUAACUGUCGUCAUCAGAUACAUCAGUUAUUCCCCGUUGUUAUACCAGAGUCAUUGUCGCAUAAUGAUGAAUUCAUCACGCGGAGUAUUGAAGGUAACAGCGGGAGUGUUAUUACCGAUGAUAGCGAUAGUGAUAGCCUGGUAAAGCAUACUUCUGUGAACCCAACAGAUCUAUUGGGGGAUACAAAUAUGCUGCUAUCAUGGAAUUCAACAAGUACCAUUACUAAUACUACUAUUAAUAAUAAUAAUAAUAAUAAUAGCAGUAAUAAUAAUAAUAGUGAUAUAAAUACAGAAUUUUAUCAUUAUCAACAUUGUUCGCCGAGAUUCCCCUCCCCAGAUCCUAAUCAUUUAUCUAGUUCACCAAUUCUUUCUGGUAAUGCAUAUCACCAUCAUCAUGAGUAUGUCUUGAAGAAUUUCUCUUCUCAAACAACAGCACCGGCACCAUCCUCUUCCUCGUCAUCUUCAAAUCAUUUGUGUAUAUCAAAUCCCAUAACAAGUUUAAUUGAAGCAUCAGUAUCAUCGUGUUCAUCUUCAUCGUCGGAUAGUAAUUCAAAUGAUUCUACAAACUUUUUUGGACAAUUUUAUCAACAAUCGAGUAAUACACCGUCAAUGAAUAUGAUGAAUCAUCGGCUUACUUCUGAGGAUAAUUAUAAUCUUCUAAAUAAUAAUAGUAAUAAUAAUAGUAGUAUUUGUAGUAUCCCUAAUCUAUUGAAUGAGGCAAACACGUGUUAUGCUACAACACAAUCCCAAUUACCUAAUGAUUAUGAAGUGAUUACAGAUGAUUCUACGGAACAAUGUUCAAAUUUUUCAGUCGGUUAUCUAAUUGGACAUUCUUCUAUGCCUUCUCAUCCUCCACCUUCUUCAUCAUCAUCAUCAGUUACGUUGUCAUCGUCGUCGGCGUCAUCAACAGGAGCUGUGGCGGUGUCGUCAUCUUCAAGAUGUAUUGUAAUGCCAACAGAAGAGGAAAAGGCAUCAGUGAUGAUGAUGAUGCCUACUCUGUGUCCGUCAUCAUCAGCUGAUGGUUUAGGUACAGUUAUUGAUUAUUUUGAUAAUUCUCUGAAUCAUCCACUUCAGUGUCUUUCGUCUAAUCAAUACCAGCAGCUACAUCAACAACAACCCCAACAACAACAACGUGAUCCUAGAUCAUUGUGUCAGUUAAAUUUUAAAAAUGAUCCUAUUGACUAUGAUUUUCUUUAAGAUUUGAGAUUAAAACAAUUAAUGAAUGAUGGAUGAAUUGGAACAUUGAACUGCGUUCAGAGAAAAAAAAAACGAAAGAAAAGAGAAGAAACACACAUUUAUGUUGUGUUUGCUUUGGUGUUUAUUUUAUUUUGUUACGUGUACAUAUACUACUUAUUUACGACAUUAUGAGCAUACAAUAUUAUUUCGAUGACAUUUAAAAAAACAUGUAUAUAAAUUUUUGUAUCGCUUUCAAAUAGGCAUUCAAUGAUCAAUUUUGUUGAACAAUAGUAUUUUAAUUUGUACAGUUCUAUAUAUAUAUUUUUUUCCUUUUGACCUAGUGAUUAUUAUUGCCAUUACAAUAAUUUAUUAUAUAAUAAUUAUGAUAAAUAUAAUUGUAUAAAUUUGUGAUGACUAAUGUGUGGUGUCUGACAAUAACAAUCACCUUUACUUAUCUAGACAGUCAGAAUCGUUUCAACCACAGCCAGUUGGAACGGAUGAAGGUAUCAAAGGCAGCUAGCUAGCUAGCUAGCUAGGCAGGAUAGGAAAGGCAAGAUACGCCUACGCCAACCUGAAACCAGUUUGGAAAUCUUCUGAACUCAGUCUGCAUAAGGAACAAGAUUCGCAUUUUUAACACAUAUGUAAAGUCAGUCAGUUCUUCUAUACGGGUGAUAUGUAUCCACAUAUAUAUAUUUAUGUGUGUGUAUGUUGGUCUCUCUUUCUGUUUGCUCCCUUAGUCUGUGACCAUUUUCACUUGUAUGAACUUGUCUCCUUUAAUAAUGUAUAUUCUCCUUAUAUUAUAUUAUAUAUAAUAUGAGUGUUUGUUGACAGUCCGUUGCUUGGUGACAUAUAUCCAUACAUGGUGGUUGUUGACAUGCCUGUUAUAUUUCGCUAUGUAUAUAUGGAUUGAUACUUCAUUAUAAUUAGCCAUUCAUGUUAAGACUGUCUAAUGAUUUGUUCACACCCUUGUCAUAUAUAUUUCGCUCACACAAUUUGUGUGAACUACUUGACUUACUUACCACUUGGGUGUGAUACCACUUCUGCAUUCUCCUUGUGUUUGGAAAAAUAGAAGUAUCAUCGCA
Molecule: messenger RNA, 5888 nt
Organism: Trichobilharzia regenti
Lineage: Eukaryota; Metazoa; Platyhelminthes; Trematoda; Strigeidida; Schistosomatidae
Source: the annotation of a GenBank genome assembly